GGCUGCGCCGCUGCUUGUUUGUUUUUAGAACGAUAAAAGCAUUCUGAAGCGGUUUAAAGUUUUUGCAAAUAUGAAAUGAAUGUAAAUUAUGAGCUAAUGUAAUAUUGUGAUGCAUAUUUUAAAACGCAGAUAGUAAGUUUCCCGUAAAUGGCGCAACAUUUCUGAGUACUUUGAUUUUCUUCUUAUUUCUACAAAGACACACUUCCAAUCUACGGGAAACAUCUAUGAUUGUAAAGAUGGAGUUUAUUAAAGAAGAGCGUGAAAACAUGAGAGUAACAGAAGCAUGCAGAGUGAAAAAUGAAGAAACUGAAGAACAUGGAGAUAGACAGAGAUAACAGAUAGACAGAUAGACCCUCUCCAGUCUCCAUGCAGAAUAAAACAGAUCUGAUGGAAGUUAAAGAGGAAAGUCUAGAACUGAAUGAAGUGGAGAAGAAACAUCAGUAUCUUGAACCUGAUAAUGUCUCCGCUGGAGAAAAAUCUUUUCUUCGAUUCAUACAGAGUGAAAAUUAUAUCUCACAGAUAGAAACAGGAGCCAAAAAUCCUAUUAUCUGUCCUCAAUGUGGAAAGAGUUUCACAAAAAGAGGAACCCUUAAGAUUCACAUGAGAAUUCACACUGGAGAGAGGCCUUACACAUGUGAUCAGUGUGGAAAGGGUUUCACAAAAAGAGGAACCCUUAAGAGUCACAUGAAAAUUCACACCGGAGAGAGGCUUUACACAUGUGAUCAGUGUGGAUUGAAUUACACACACAAAAAAUCCCUUGAAAUUCACACGAGAACUCAUGCUGGAGAGAAGCCUUUCGCAUGCCAGCAGUGUGGAAAGAUUUGCAAACACAAAAGAAGUCUUCAGAUUCACAUGAGAACUCACUCUGGUGAGAAGCCUUACAUUUGCCCUCAGUGUGGAAGGAGUUACACACGUCCAUCAAACUUUAGGAUUCACAUGAGAAUUCACUCUGGAGAGAAUCCUUUCACAUGCCCUCAGUGUGGAAAGAAUUUCACACGUAAAGAAAACCUUGAGGUUCACAUUAGGACUCACACUGGAGAGAAGCCUUUCGCAUGCCCUCAGUGUGGGAAGAGUUUCACACAUCCAUCAAACUUUAGGAUUCAUAUGAGAAUUCACUCUGGAGAGAAGCCUUUCACAUGCCCUCAGUGUGGAAAGACUUACACAAACAAAAGAAGCUUUCAGAUGCACAUUCGAACUCACUCUGGAGAGAAUCCUUUCGCAUGCCCUCAGUGUGGAAAGAAUUUCACACGUAAAGAAAACCUUGAGGUUCACAUUAGGACUCACACUGGAGAGAAGCCUUUCACAUGCCCUCAGUGUGGGAAGUGUUUCACACACCGAUCAAACUUUAGGAUUCACAUUAGAAUUCACACAGAUAAAAAGCCUUACUCAUCCCAUCAAUGUGGAAAGUGUUUCAGAAAUUAUAUAAGGCUAAGUCAUGGUAACAAUUCUAGUGAGAAAUUACACCAAUGUUCAGGGGCCAUAUUUAUAAAGCCACAUAAAGUAAAAUGUUAGUCUUAAGUGUGUCAAAAUUCUAAGAAUGAUGUCAUUUUGCACUUAUUCCUAGACUUAAGAAAAAGUGUGAUUCAUAAAAGUUCAUAAGUGUUAACUAAGACUUGGUCUCAGCUCUUAAAUUAUUUAAGAGCACUGGAGAGGUAUCCUAACCUAGUUGAGCAGCAUGAUGACAGAUUUAUUCAAAGACAACAUACACUCCAAGAAAGAAAGAAUGUGUUGGACUAUCUUGAGCAAAUUUCGUAUAUUUGAGCAAACAGGUGAAAUCCAUCAACCUUUUUUUUUUUUUCAUUUAAUGAAUACAUUGAAACUCAUUAUUGUGGAUGCAGUGCAACAUUAAGCAUUUGACAAAUUCUGAUGGACUAUAUGCCUGUAUGCUUAUAUGCCUAAGCUAUUCACAAGAAGCAUCUGCUGAGGUGGACCAUGCCUCGCAAAAAAGAGAUCUCAGAAGACCUACGAUCAAGAAUUGUUGCAUCCAGUCAAGAUGACUCAAAGGGCACACCUCAGAAUGCUCAGUGAGGUAAAAAGAACCCUAGAGUGACAGCUAAAGACUUGAAGGAAUCAUUGGAACUGGUUAACAUCUCUGUUCAUGAGUCUACUAUACGGAAAACAUUAAACAGGCAUGGUGUCCAUGGCAGGACACCACGAAGGAAGCUGCUGAUUUCCAACAAAAACAUUGCUGCGUGCCUGAAGUUUGCCAAAGACCACUCCACAACGCUACUGGGAAAAAAAUUGUGGACUGAUGAAAUAGAGGUUGAAUUGUUUGGGAAAAACUACGUAUGCCGUAAAAAGGGCACCGCAUACCAACAUGAAAACAUCAUCCCAACAGUCAAGUAUGGUGAAGGGAGCAUCAUGAUUUGGGGCUGCUUUGUGGCCUGGACCGUUUGCCAUCAAUGAGGGAAAAAUUAUUUCCCAAGUUUAUCAAAAUAUCCUACAGGAUAAUGUCAGGGUGGCUGUGCUCCAACUGAAGCUCAGUAGAAGUUGGGUGAUGCAGCAGUACAAUGACCCUAAACAUCGAAGUAAAUCCACUACAGAAUGGCUUCAAAAAAAGAAAAUCCACCUUUUGGAGUGGCCCAGUCAGAGCCCAGACUUUAACCCAAUAGAGAUGCUGUAGAAAAACUUCAAGAGAGCCGCUCACACCAGACAUCCUAAGAAUAUGUCUGAACUGAAGCAGUUCUGUAUGGAAGAAUGAUCCAAAAUUCCUUCUGAACGUUGUGCAGGUCUAAUUUGCAGCUACUGGAAAUGCUUGGUUGAGGUUAUUGCUGUCAAAGGUGGAUCGACCAGUUAUUAAAUCCAAGGGUUCACUUUUUCCACAAUACUGUGAAUGUUUAAUGGGAUCUGUGAAUGAUUAUAAUUGUUUGUGUGUUGUUAGCUUAUGCACAUUGUGUUUUUGUCUGUACAUUUUAUGACCAGUUAAUACAGAAAACCAGCUAAUUCCAAAGGGUUCACAUACUUUUCCUUGCCAAUGUAUGAAAUUACUUAGUGCUGUAAAUUAAAAGAAUAAAGAGAUAACAUUUAUAUUAAAGGUUAACAGUCCAUAAAGAAUUAUCUGCAAACAACAACAGGCUUGCAGUAUCACGUGGAACUUCUGCAUUCAGGAAAAGGUUGUUACAGAAACUAAAGUGAUUUCUGGGUUACUACACUGAGUAUUUCCUAUAAUAAUGAUCAGAAAUUAUAAAAAAUUGGGAGUGGGUGAUUAAGAACUAUUACAAACUUUAUCGCCGAGAAAUCUCAUUCUGCAUGAGGAGGGGGAGCCACAUUACACUCAAAUGACAAUUAAUCUACACAAAUCCCCAAAGUGUUGCUAUAAAUAAACCUUAAAGAAUUAGUUCAUCAGAAAUUUUAAAUUCUGUUAUUUUUUUACUCACCCUAAUGUUGUUCAUUCCAAACUUGUAUGACUUUCUUUCAGGGAACACUAAGGACAGGUAAAAAAAAGAAUCUUCACACAGCUUUUCGCCAUGAUGAAAGUGAAUUGUGACCAAGCUUUUGGGGAGUAAAGGAUUUGGAAUGACGUGAUAGAAUUUCCAUUUAUUCCUUUUACUUUAAUAAUACAAUGUUAAACAUAAUUAGCUAGGUUUUAUUAUAAUGGUUGAGAGAAAAAUCAGAAACAUGUACACUUUUAUGUUUAACAUUGGAAAAAUGUGUAAUUCUUCAAAUAAAAACAGUAUGUUAAAAAGUGAUGCAUUUAUGAAUAUGUUGAAGUUUUAUAUUGAGCUGUAUUUUAUAGUAUGCAUAACAUAGUUAUGUUGGAGGAAAUGUGUAACUUUCCUUUAUGCACAGUGUAAUCAUAGAAAUGAACUUACUUUGUCUUGCCUAUUUUGGAUGUAAAAAGGAUUUGGCCCUUAUCCUGUACACACUGUACAUAAAAGAGAAAGAACAACAAAUACAGUAAAGUCCACCGCAUACAGCGACUACCUACCUCAGUUUCCUCACUGUGUUCUGACCCCGAGAAAGUUCUGGGGUAUUUCUGGCACUGCCCCUUCCCUAAUUCCUAAUGGAAUUUGAAUAUCAUAUGCUCAA
This is a messenger RNA of Myxocyprinus asiaticus (Chinese sucker), 4029 nucleotides long. RefSeq names its product zinc finger protein 239-like. Gene Ontology annotation, biological process: regulation of transcription by RNA polymerase II. The transcript has 3 exons. Lineage: Eukaryota; Metazoa; Chordata; Actinopteri; Cypriniformes; Catostomidae. The record is from RefSeq and is a predicted model, not a curated record. Gene Ontology annotation, cellular component: nucleus. The coding region runs from base 367 to 1512 and encodes 381 amino acids. Gene Ontology annotation, molecular function: RNA polymerase II cis-regulatory region sequence-specific DNA binding; DNA-binding transcription activator activity, RNA polymerase II-specific.